UCUACAUCUAGAGUCUGCAAAUAGCCAUUAAAACAAGAGGAGAAUAAGCAAGUGAAGUGAGUUGCUUUUAUUCGCGUUCCAUCGGAUUUGUUUUUGUUUUAUACUUGGGUAAAAUGUCAAGACUAGAUAAGUUACAUUCCAACCUGAUGAAGCGAAUGUCAAUUGUCAUUCGUGAUAUUUGGGUGGAGGUGGAAGCAACGGUGAAGGACUAUCAAAAGGAAGCAGCCCAAACACGAUCAGAAAACGCGAGACUGAAACAACAGCUCAAGGAUGUGCUGAGCAGGAAUCAGGCACAUUUAAACGGAGUCCACUAUGUCCCUCCUGAUGAAGUCUCACCCACAGAGUUACCAGCAUGUGGAUAUGGGUCCCCAGCUGAAUCAGAAGACCCAGAAGAUCAGCAAAUGGAGGGCGGUGCCCAGAGUGAAGAUUCACCUAGUGAACUGAAGACGGAGGCAGAGGAUAGAGAGCUAGUGUAUCAAAAAGAUGUCUCGACUGCAGGUGAACAACGACUCUUCCCUCAGUUCGACAGCUCGAGUACGGAUGAGAUGUGGAACAGGAAUGUGCCCACUGCGGCAACACCAAGGGUCAAGAUUGAGCCCGAGGACACCAUCAUCACAAUAACAUCUUCGGUUACUACCACCCCUGCCCAUGCCGGUCAAUGUCAAGACCAGAUGAGAACAGCCAGUGACACUUCAACCAUGUCGAGGAGACCACAGCGAAAGGAGCACCAUCGCUCACGAUACACCAAACCUAGAAGAGCAUUUACAAAAGAUCACGAUCAUGUAGGGCCAUAUAAGUGUAACAAAUGUGGAAGACUGUUAAAGGACUUGGCAAAGCUGCAACUGCACAAGAAAUUGCAUGAAAGAUCCUUCAUCUGUCACUGGUGUGGCAGAAAUUUCUCUAAGUUUGACUACCUUAGGAUGCAUAUGCGCACACACACCGGAGAACGGCCUUACCGCUGCAAUUGGUGCUCAAAGACCUUCAGCCAGAGCGGGAACAUGAGGAGACAUGAGCGCACGUGCCGGAGUUUCAAUGAAGAACCAGCGUCGCACGCACUAGAAGAUCAACAGCUGCCCGCCGAGUGACCAGUUGUUGCCAGAUCGCUGCAGGCACACCUCAAGAAAAAACCUGUUAUUGUGAUAGAGAGCUGAAACUCGAUUGUCAUUACAUAUAAUGGGAUAUUUAUUGUUUUAUCACGUAUAUUAUAAGCUUCCAUGUUACAGAAAAUACAGAAGGCCGAUAUACUGUUUGACCAACAUUUCUAUGACUUUUUCAGGCAGUAUGUGUGGACAAAUGUCCCCAGUAAGCCAAAAAACAUUAUGAGAAUGAACGUUUGCCCCUUUGAGGAAGACCACUUUGUGUUCCAUACUGAGUAACGUGACUUACCAUACUUCCAGAUUGAUGUUUUAAUAUAAUAAAUACUCCACAGAGAGCAGUAUCUAGCCAAUGAAAUAUUUUUAGGCAGUGUGUAACUAUAAAAAAUGUAUAUUCACUAUAGGAAGGAAUGACUUUCAUUACUUAUUUUAUUAAUUCCAGUAUAUUUCCAGGACUACACAUGACAAUUUGAAAAUUCCAGGUGUUUGGUGACUGUAGGAAUUACAGAGAAAAUCUAAAAGCAGUAUAUUAGGAUAUGAAUCAAUGUGGUAGACUGAAUGGCAAGAUUUACUUAAACUGCAAAAUUGAAGAAAAUCAUGUAAGUUGAGAAUAUGUAUCUUAUGACUGUAAAAUGAGGAACUUUGUCGUAUGUAACAACAAACACCUGAAUAAACUAGAUUCAAUUUAAUUUGACAUCAGUAAAUGUAUGUAUCAGAGGAAAAUGUUUUUGUGGCCAUUGUGAAGUUACUGUAUGUGUGUGUACGUAUGCAUACCUAGGGAUGCUCAGUUUUGCCUUAUAUUAAAAAUAUUUUACAACCUUGUUAUUUAAUAGAUA
Sinocyclocheilus rhinocerous is the source of this 1930-nucleotide messenger RNA. RefSeq names its product zinc finger protein 397-like. Gene Ontology annotation, biological process: regulation of transcription by RNA polymerase II. NCBI's taxonomy places the organism in Eukaryota, Metazoa, Chordata, Actinopteri, Cypriniformes, Cyprinidae. The transcript has 3 exons. The coding region runs from base 114 to 1085 and encodes 323 amino acids. Gene Ontology annotation, cellular component: PcG protein complex; transcription regulator complex; chromatin. Gene Ontology annotation, molecular function: RNA polymerase II cis-regulatory region sequence-specific DNA binding; DNA-binding transcription factor activity, RNA polymerase II-specific. The record is from RefSeq and is a predicted model, not a curated record.